GCUCCCGUGGAAAGUAAUUACGCCGCGGCGCGCGUCCUACCGACGCGGAAAAUCGUUGAUUGUCGCGGAAUUAUCGGGUAUCGUUCGGCGCGGACCCUGUGUCAUUCAACCAUCUGUUAGCGGCCAACAAUUAGCCGAAGGAUAAUCGGACAGAAGGACGAGAGCGGAUCGUUACCGGUUUGGAUUAGGUGAUCGUGGCAAAUGAAAGGUGAACGAUCCGGUUUCGACGAUCGUUUUCAUCCCUUCGAUCCUGAUAUCGUACGCCACAUCCGGAGCCACCGAGGUAGAAUGCCGUGUCAACGAUGGCUCCUGAUAUUUUUGAUCGCCGGAACGACGACGCUGAUAGCGGGCCUGCCCGAUCGGGCAAUGGAGGAGUCGAUGUCGUUAACAGGUGCUCUGAACGCCAUCACCAGGAAGCAGAGAGCACUAAACACUGCUCCUCAAGAUUUCUACAACGAUUUGCGGAACAUGAAGUACCGUGGUGCUGACGCCGAUCGUAAUCGUAAGAUCGGCAAGGAGCAUCAGGCCGAGAGAGAAAUCGACGGGGUAGACGAACAGAUUGAAUUUCUACCAAACGAUGUUAGCCAGCUCGAGACAGUGGGAAACGAUCUUCGGACAACGGAUCUGAACGACAAAACCCGCAAGAAAGUGUUGGUGGAUUACUUGAACGGUGUUCUGCAACAGGAAGAACCGGUCACCUCUCUGUUUCGAGAACGCGAAAGAGGCGUCAGUCGUAAACGGACCGGCGGCUCCGAUCGCAUCAACAUCGACAAUAAACAGCUGGCGAAAUUGUUGCUCGAGGAGGAAGACGAAUCUCCGUACAACGUCGAGGAAGAAGACGAGAAUAGGGACGGGAACGGAAAUAGAAACCGAGACGGGGACGAGCCGGGUCGCAUGAACACGAAUGUCCUACAGGCUCUCUACGACCGAUAUAGGACCAAUCUCGAAAACUAUAAAGAUUACGAGAGCGCUGGUUCAAUGCCUUGGGGUGAUUUGCUGAACAAGGAGUCCCUGAUGCAAGAUCAGAACGCGGAAGGCGACGACAUCGAGUAUACCGAUCGAGACGUGGAUCCGAAACUUUUGUAUUUUUUGUUGACCGAACGUAAAACCAUGAACGGAGGGUAUCCUAUUGGAAGCGACUAUAGAACGUAUCGGAACAUGGCCAAACGAUAUCCUGUCUCCAAGAGGAGUCCACAGCCUCCGAAGAAGCAGGCCACGGAUCCUAAGGUCGUUCAAGAUUUGGGAGCGUUGUUCGGCACGCAGUCCUCUACAAAUCACAAUCACACGUACGAUCACGACCACGGUCAUGAUCACGAGCACGACCAUGAUCACGACCACGAUCACGAUCACGAGCACAAGCAGCAAAAGCACGAGAGCUCCACGGAGGCGCCGAAAGUAAACCUUCAGAUGAAAGAUCAGAAGGACAACGCGACGAAGAACGACAAGUCGAAACCCAUCGAGGUCAGAAAGAAGAGCAUCGACUGGUCACAGUAUUUCGGUAUCGAUCGUAGGAGAAAGAAGUCUCUCUUUAUGCCCGGCCAAGGGACGCAGAACCAAGACGACGAGUGGAUGCUGCAACGAUAUUACGAGAAUAUGGGCGACAAUCUAAGAGGAAACGAGCUGGAGUCGAAGAAGGAGAAUUUCAGUAGGAAAGAUCAAUUGAAGAAGACAUUGGCGUGUAUACUGGCGAAAUACUCCCUGGAGAAAAUGGACCGAAAAGCCAAUCAGACCUCGAAUUUUCGGGAGAACAGGAAUUUCGCCAAAUUCACUGAUAAAUAUAAGAGAAACGACGAUGACGACAAUAUGAUCGUCGAAGAUGACGAUAAUGCCAAUGCUGAAGAUGACGAUGAUCUGAUGGUCGAAAGUAAAAACGGCAAUGGCAACGGCAACGGCGAAGGUGUAGUCGAGGGCGAUGCAACCUGUCUGGCUACACGAGAUGUUCAAGAGAUCCAAGAAAGAUGCGUGUUCACGUUAGCCUCGCUGGUGGGAAGCGACUUGCAGAGGCUCUUUCUCGAGCCGUGCGUUAUGCUGGAGUUGUGCAAGGCCUGCGUGAAGGAUGAACUGAAGAAGAACUGUCUGAUGUAUUACUUGCUAGAUACCAAAAGGCUCUGCAACUCGAGACCGGGGAAAAGACCGAACAUGCUUUGCCCCGCGAUAGCCAUGUUCUUUGCGUACUAUCCUUAGUCAACGUUCUUCCCAUUCUUCUUUUUGUUUCGUUCCGUUUUAAUGCUCGGAACGCUGAGUUGCGAUACCGAUAAGAAACGAUUCGCGAUUACAUAUUAGGGGACGUUGUUUCAUGAAAUACACGCGGACUAAAAAAGAGAACCAAAGAGAUCAAUCCAUUUGCGAGGUGUAUGUAUUGGCUGAAUGUUUCGAAUCGUACGUUUGCAAUUUCAUUAUUCUCCUUCUCUUCCUGUUUUUCGAUUAAACGGGACGGUAAAUAAUAUGCGACAAUAACAAUUGACUGCUUGCGAAUGAUCUUACUGCAAUAUUUCACGACCGUACGUCGAGCUUUUCUUGAACUUUCAUUUUUCUAAUUGUACCAUCGAACAUCCUAUAUGAAAAUAAUUGAACAGGUAAAUUAAGCCACAAGUUCGGAUGGGCAAUUUCACUGGCAAAGAGAAAAAAACAGGAAGCGGAACAGAAAUUUCCAUUGGAACGGUCAACGAUCGAUUUCGAUGAACUUGCAACAAUAAUAUUAUACUCGCGGAACGAGAAAUGUAUUUUUACGAUGAUUAUGACGUUUCGUUUAUGAUAACGUUGACGUCCAACACGUCACAUAAGGUCGUACAAAUACUUUCGAAAGAUGCAGUGUUCAGCGUUUAACGCUAUGCCACUAUAGAAUUUCUAUAUGAUUUUCGGAAUUAUCAAAAAUGACACAGAUUGCCGCAACGCAAUGUACUCAAAACGCAUGUACUCGCAUAUCGAAGCGAAUUCGGUGAAGUGGGAAAAGCAGAAGAUACGAAACAAUGUUAACUAUAAUACUGUAUGUGUUAUCAUUUGAAUUGGAUAAGGAGAGCGUAUAUGUGUAUAUUAUUGUCUGUUCUUAGGUUACAAAACUAUGGAUACAGUUUCUGCCGGAGCUGUAUUCGAACAUAAUACAAAUAUAUUUCAACAUAAGUGUCCA
Megalopta genalis is the source of this 3127-nucleotide messenger RNA. RefSeq lists its product as uncharacterized. The record is from RefSeq and is a predicted model, not a curated record. Lineage: Eukaryota; Metazoa; Arthropoda; Insecta; Hymenoptera; Halictidae.